Messenger RNA from Aphis gossypii (cotton aphid), 3711 nucleotides. RefSeq names its product UDP-N-acetylglucosamine--peptide N-acetylglucosaminyltransferase 110 kDa subunit-like. The coding region runs from base 302 to 3697 and encodes 1131 amino acids. The record is from RefSeq and is a predicted model, not a curated record. The transcript is spliced from 8 exons. Gene Ontology annotation, molecular function: protein N-acetylglucosaminyltransferase activity; protein binding. Lineage: Eukaryota; Metazoa; Arthropoda; Insecta; Hemiptera; Aphididae. Gene Ontology annotation, biological process: protein O-linked glycosylation; RNA processing.
CAACUCUCAUUUAAUCCAAGAAUUUUAUUUAUUUCAAUUUCUCCAAGACCAAGUGUGUAUUUUAGUUCAUUUCACCAGACUUUUAUACUUUUUUUUAGUGGACUAGAGUCUGAAACUACAGUUCAUUUUGAAUGUUUGAGUCGGAAGAUCUUUAAUAUAUUCGUGCUUCCAAUGUUGACACUGUUCACGGUUCUGUCGUAUAUUCAUUGUCACAAAUUUUUAAAGAUUAUAAUAAGCUGCCUAUGAAAAUCACUCGAGUGUAAUAUUCUUAAUUAUAGAUCCAUUACUAAAAUCUCAUAUUAUGUUUUGCAAAGAAUAUUCAAACUGUGAAGCACCAAUAUCUGUCAUUACAAAUAUCUUGUCAGAAAAUGACCCAAUAAAAUUUGAAAAUAUAUCUAAGGAAUUAGAAGCAUUAGGAUUUACAAAAGUAAAGGAUUUGGCACAAGCAACCUUUGGAAUAGUUGACUCUAUCAAGUUGUGGGAUGAUUCAAUAAAACUGUUUUAUGGAGCUUUUGAGAAUUAUUAUCAACAACACCUAGAUGAUCUUCAAAAAUCUGCAAAAUUAGAAAUGGAAAAUGGAAAUUUUACCAGAACUCAACAAAUAUGUGAAAAAUUAUUGCAGCAAAAACCAAAUGAUUUAAAUGUUAUAAUUCUAAUGGCUGAAUCAUUUUUUAAGUGUGGCAACUAUGAUAAAUCGCUUAGUUUCUUGAAAAUGGCAAACAAUUUGAAUCCAAAUUCUUUCCAAAUGUUGAUUAACAUUGCAUUUAAUUAUUGGAAACUAUCUAAUUAUGAUUUAGCUAGACAUUAUUUCCUAGAAGCUAUUAAGAAGUCACCAUCUUAUAAUGAUUGUUGGAUUUAUUACGCGGAAUCGUUAAUUAAAACAAAUGAUUUAAAAAAUGCUGAAUACAUAUACAUUCAAAUUUUAAAAAUUUAUCCAGAUUCGUAUAUAAUCAGAAAUAAAUAUGCUAAAUUUCUAUUGUCCCAAAAUAGAUUAAAAAAAGCUGAAGAACAAUUUGAAAUUGCUCUAAAAAGUGCUCCACAGUGUGAAGUCACUUUGAGGAAUUUAGGAAAUUUAUACUAUUCGGCUAAUCAAUAUGACAAAGCAAUACUUUAUUAUUACAAAGCUUUAAUCAUAAAUCCUAAUCUAAAAAUUACUUUGUUUAAUUUGGGGAAAUUAUAUUUAAAAAUAACUAAUUACCCUAAAGCAAUUCAAGCAUUUGAAAAAGCAAUUUAUUUAGAUCCUGAAAAUGCAUCAACUCUUAAAAAUUUAGCAGUUGCAUAUUGUAAUCAAGAUAAUAUGUUCAUGUCAGCAGAAACAUACAAGAAAUAUUUAAAAUUACUGCCUGAUGAUUUAGAAAUUAAUUUAAAAUUGGCUAUGAUCUACUUUCAUAACCUGGAUAAUUAUCAGGAAGCAGAAGUAUAUUUAAAAAAAUGUAUCGAAUUACAACCUCAACGAGACGAUAUAUACAAGAAUCUGUAUGCAGUAUAUCGAGAGUUAGAAAAACAUAAAAAUGCAUCAGAUAUUUGUAUAGCAUUAGGUAAUUUAUAUUUGGAUAAAUUUGAUAUAGAAAAUGCAAUACAUGAAUUUGCUACUGCCUUAUAUUUUAACCCUAAAAAUGCUGAGAGUCAUUGGAAACUUGGACUUGCUUUACACAAUAUGGGUCAAUAUGAUUCUGCUUUAAUUCGGUAUAGAAAAGCUAUGGAGUUGAGACCAUCGUUAGUCGAUGUUUACUAUUGUUCAGCAAAUAUUUAUGAAAAACAAGAACUGUACGGAAUGGCUUUAGAAUAUUAUAAAAUGACCCUUCAAUUACAACCGGACCAUUUAAAUGCUUUGAUUAAUAUGUCAUUUCUUAAACAAAAAUUGGGCCAAUGUGAUGAUAUUAAAGCCUUUAAUCAGCUUUUUGAAAUUGAUGAUCUGGAUGCAAAUGUUUUAUACAAAGAAUUUAGAAAUCUUAAUGAUAUUCUUUUUCAUUAUAAAAAAGCCUUGACAUAUUACAAUACAUCUGUCGGAAUUUAUGUACGUAUGGGAAACAUAUGUAUCGAAUUAAACAUGAGUAAACAGUCAUUGAAUUAUUUUUAUAAGGCGAUUCAACUUGAUUCACAGUGUUUAGAAGCUUUCAUUAACAUAGGUUCUAUACAAAAAGACAAUGAAAAUUUCAUUGAUGCAAUUCAUGCUUAUGAAGCUACAUUAAAAUUAAAACCAGAUUUUCCAGAAAUAUAUUGUAAUUUAGUUAUAUGUUUACAAAAAGUCUGUGACUGGUCAGACUACGAUUCUCACAUGAAAAAAUUAAAAAAAAUAGUUAAUAAACAUCUCAAUGAUGAUCAAGUCUUGUCCUUAUUACCUCAUGAUUCAUUGUUUUUACCGUUAUCAUUUGAAGUACAAAACAAAAUUGCUUCUAAUUAUGUAAAACAUUGUCUUGAAAAAUUGAAAAAAUCGAUUGAAGAACCUCAACAGUUUAUUUAUCCUACAUCUUUAAGAGGAAAACUAAGGAUUGGUUUUGUAUCAAACAACUUCAGUAAACAUCCAGUAACAAACAUUGUUGCAUUCUCAUUUUUAAAUUACUCAAGCGAAGUACAAUUUUGUCUUUACACCUUAUCUUCAAAUGAUAAUAUUCCAAAAUGGAUGGAGCCCACAUUAGAAAAUAUCAGCUUUAAAAAUUUGUCGCAGCUUAAAGUAAUUGAUGCUGCUAAAACUAUAAAUAGUGAUGAAAUUCAUGUAUUAGUUGACUUGUGUGGUUAUACUGAGGGUUCUUUAAUUGAAAUAUUUUCAUUGAGGCCAGCUCCAAUUCAAGUUUCAUGGAUUGGUAAUCCUAAUACCAAUAAUACCAGUGCUAUGCCAUUUGUAGACUACUUUUUUACUUCUGAAUCAGAUUUUUAUAGUAAUCCUCCAAAUGAAUAUAUUAAAAAAUUGUUUUUAUUACAUUCAACUUUUCUUGCUGGCAAUCACGGGCAGAAAUUUUCAGAGUUAACUAGACUCAAAGCCGAAGAAAAUACUAAUUUUCAAUUGAAUCAAAGUAAUUUUGAAGAAUACGAUAGUAUUUUAAAUAAUGAAACAUUUGUAGAAAUUAUUACACAAUUUAUUCAAGAAGCUCCCUGUAAUAAAUAUACUAGGGAAUUAUACAACUUACCACAUAAUGUUGUUGUUUUUUGUAAUUUUAGUAAGCUGUAUAAAAUAGACCCAUUUACUUUCCGUACAUGGCUUAAUAUUUUAAAUAAUGUCCCUAAGUCUGUACUAUGGCUUCUACAUUUAAAUGAUGCUGCUGACAAUAACUUAAAAAAAUUUGCUAAUGAUUUAAACUUUGAUUCAUCACGUAUAAUUUUUGCUAACUUCAUUCCAAAAUGUGAACAUUUGAAUAGAAUCCAGUCAGCUGAUAUUUAUUUGGAAUCAAUUUUAUAUAAUGGACACAUGGCUUCCUUGGAUGCAUUAAUUGAAGGGAUUCCAGUAAUAACAUUACUCGGAGAAACAUAUGUAUCUCGUAUAACAGCUUCACAGUUGACUAUUUUAGGGGUUACAGAUACAAUUGCACAAAAUGACCAAAAUUAUAUUGAUAUUGCAAUAAAAUUGGGCCAUGACAAAAACUUAUUGGAAGAAAUCAAAAAUAAUAUUUUGAAUUUGGUAAAGAAUAGUAAUUUGAUUAAUUUAGAAUUUUGUGCUCAAGAAAUUAUGAAAUACUUAAUGAAUGCCCAGAUAAAUUAAAUUAUUAUUUAUUA